AUGGGCGGGGGCUCGGCUCCUCGUGCCACUGCUGCUGCGGCCGUGGGACAGAGGCGAUGCGAAAGGAGGGUCCGGGGCGGGAGCGGAGGAGGAGCGGGAGGAAGGGGAGGGAGACGGGAAGGGGAGGAGCAGGAACUGGAACUGGAACUGGAGGAGCACGAAGGGGAGCAGGCCGAGCGGGAGCGGGAGCGGCAGCAGUGGAAGGAGCGUUGCGGGGUUCCACGGCGAGCCCGCAGCUCGGCUGGGCCCGGCAGCAUCGCAUUGCCCCGCGUCCCGCAGGAUUUCCCAUUUCCAAACCUUAUCUGGAUAGAGGAGAAGUCCGCAAGGAAGAGGAAGAUGCCUUGGGACAGCCUGGCAGAGCAGGAGCUGAGCAUGGAGAGCAGGGAGGACAAAUGCCCGUGGCAGGACCUGGUGGCAGAGGCUGUUUUGAGUGGCUCCACGGCACAGGAAGCCAACAGGGAGGAAAAGCCCCAGAGAUGCUGCACGAGGAGGGGCUGCAAAUGCAGCCCAGGAUGCUCUGAGGUGGAAAGACCCAGCCUGUGCCUGGAAGGCAGCCAGAGAUCUGGCCAGAGCUCUGAAGUGGUGGUCAAUGAGCAGCUUGAUGAUGGCAAGAAGCCCCACCAGUGCUUGGAAUGUGGGAAGAGUUUCCGCAGGAGCUACAACCUGCUCCUCCACCAGAGGAUGCAUACCGGGGAACGGCCCCACAAGUGUGGGGAAUGUGGGAAGAGCUUCAGGAUCAGCUCCCACCUGUACCGCCACCAGAAGAUCCACACUGGAGAAAGGCCCUAUGAGUGUGGGAAAUGUGGGAAGAGCUUCAGAGACACCUCUGACCUGAUGGUCCACCAGAGGAUUCACACUGGGGAACGACCCUAUGAGUGUGGGGAGUGUGGACAGAGCUUCAACGUCAGCUCCCACCUGAUUGCCCACCAGCGAAUCCACACCGGGGAACGGCCCCACAAAUGUGGGGAAUGUGGGAAGAGCUUCAGGAGCAGCUCCAGCCUGAAACUCCACCAGAGGAUGCACGCUGAUGAACGGCCCUAUAAAUGUGGAGAAUGUGGGAAAGGCUUCAGGAAGAGCUGCCAUCUGAACCGCCACCAGAUGAUCCACACUGGGAUACGACCCUUUGUGUGUGGGGAAUGUGGGAAGGGCUUCCGUGACAGCUCUGACCUGAUCAUCCACCAGACAAUGCACACUGGGGAAUGCCCCUACACGUGCUCAGAAUGUGGGAAAUGCUUCAACCAGAACUCCAGCCUGAUUGCGCACCAGAGGAUCCACACUGGGGAGAGGCCCUAUGAGUGUUCUGAGUGCGGGGAGAGGUUUCAGAGUCGAUACCGUCUCUUCAAGCAUCAGCAGAUUCACACAGAAUAGAGGCCCUUUUGCUGCCCUGACUGCAGGAAGGGCUUUCAGAAAAACUCCACCCUCCUCACCCACUGGCGGAUCCACACGGGGGAGAGGCCCUGACAGUGUCCCAAGCGUGGGAAGAGCUUUUCCCAGAACUCUACCAUGACCCAACACCAAGGGAGGCAGCAGUAGGGGAUGCCCUACAAGUGCCCUGUGUGCAGAAAGAGCUUUGAGUGCUGCUUCAACUCCAUCCGCUAUUGGAGGACCACCAUUGGAUGGUCCACAGUGACCCUCACUGUGCAGAGACUUGGUCAUCCAUGGUCCUGGUGAUCCAUGUUGGGAAGACACCUGGCAGGUGGUCUCCACAUCUUCCUGGCUCCCCUUGAGCACUUCAACGCAGCCAGAGAAAAAUCCAUUGGGAUGCAAACAGACAUCAGAAUUUCAUAGGGGACAGCACAGUUUUUUACUUUCGACCCAAAAAAGUCUCGCCUUUUGCAUCCUAUCAUUUCUUUGAGUGGCAUCAAGGAAUACUGGAUUGUGUUGGAGGUCUUUUCCAACUUGAAUCAUUCCAUGAUUGUAAUUCUCUCUGGCCCACAGGCAUCUUCCACAGCCAAAUGGUGAUGGACUGGGGCAAAAUACCCAGGAUUUUGGAGGCAGUGCAGUGGAAAUCCCUCUAGAAAAGGUCCUUUCUACCCGCCCAGGCGCACAGAUACUCAGCAGCAUGGACACGUAAAUCCUUUUAUUUUGGCUUUGAUUUUCCUUCAUUUUUCUUCAUCCCUUCACCCAAACAUUGGGGUAAAAUAAAGACAUUCAACUAAGA
Zonotrichia leucophrys gambelii is the source of this 2161-nucleotide messenger RNA. Its product is annotated as zinc finger protein 501-like. The transcript is spliced from 4 exons. Lineage: Eukaryota; Metazoa; Chordata; Aves; Passeriformes; Passerellidae. The coding region runs from base 1 to 1368 and encodes 455 amino acids. The record is from RefSeq and is a predicted model, not a curated record.